Messenger RNA from Nicotiana tabacum (common tobacco), 1954 nucleotides. Its product is annotated as inactive glucose-6-phosphate 1-dehydrogenase 4, chloroplastic. Lineage: Eukaryota; Viridiplantae; Streptophyta; Magnoliopsida; Solanales; Solanaceae. Gene Ontology annotation, biological process: glucose metabolic process. The record is from RefSeq and is a predicted model, not a curated record. Gene Ontology annotation, molecular function: glucose-6-phosphate dehydrogenase activity; NADP binding.
UCAUAGUAAACAACGACAUAUAUACUAGGAAAUACAACAGAAAUGUGUUGAUCGGAAGAAUCAAAGUGAUGGCGUCGCAUUUAUCAGUAUCGCUAUCAACGUCUUCAUCAGAGACCUCAAUCUUCCCGUCAACUAAUCGGAAACUCGCUGUAUUACCAACAGCUGUCCGUACUUUUCCGAUUCUUUCAAAGGGACGGACAAUAAAGAAAACCAGAACACAAAUGAUUAAUGUGGCACAUGUUCAACCUCCUGAAGUCAACAGACCGCAUUGUUCCAUAAGGUCUACAUCUUUCAAUGUAAAAGGAACUGGAAGCACUACUUCACUUGAUGAAGAAGUUAAAGUUGAUGCUUCUGGGAUGGAGGUUUCCAUAAAGUUGUCUUUAUCCAGUACUGAUGCAGAAACUGAUGAUUCAGCCUCUCUUAGCAUUGCUGUUAUUGGGGCCACUGGUUUACUAGCCAGAACGAAAAUAUUUCCAGCAUUAUUUGCGUUGUAUUACAGUGGUCAUCUACCAGAGAAAUUUGGUAUAUUUGGGUACUCGAGGAAAAAUUUGACAGAAGAUCAUCUGAGAGCCAUAAUAGCACCAACUUUAAGUUGCCGCAUUGAUCACCAAGAAAACUGUGAAGAAAAAAUGGAUGCAUUUCUCAAAAGGAUAUUCUAUCUUAAUGGAGGGUAUGACAACCGAGAAGGAAUGUCAAAUCUCAAUACUCUCAUGGAAGAAGCUGAGGGAAAGUUUGGAGCAAACAGAAUAUUUUACCUUUCUGUGCCUCAAGAAGCACUUAUCGACGUAGCAUCCUCUCUUGCUGAAAUGGCCCAAACGCAGAGGGGUUGGAAUCGUGUAAUAAUUGAAAAACCCUUUGGUCUGGGUUUGUUUUCUUCUCAUCAGUUGACUACCUCGCUUCUUUCAGACUUUGAGGAAAAGCAAUUAUACAGGAUAGAUCAUCUUUUGGGAAGGAACACAAUCGAAAAUCUUGCGGUUCUAAGGUUCUCUAAUCUAGUAUUUAUGCCAUUAUGGAAUCGAAGUUACAUACACAACAUACAGGUCACUUUUUCUGAAGAGUUAGGCAUGCAGACCUCAGCAAGAUAUCCUAAUGGCUAUGGGAUUUUAGGAGAUGUUGUACACAGUCACAUCUUCCAGACAGUCGCCUUGCUUGCUAUGGAGCCGCCUGUCACCCUUGACGGUGAAGAUAUUCGUUAUGAGAAGGUUAAGGUUUUGAAAUCAAUACGAAAAUUGGAAUCAUCUGAUGUAAUUCUUGGGCAUUACGAAGCUGAUUCUGGAAGUAACUUCAAGGAUAAGGACAACCCAAUGCCCACAUAUUUUGGUGCUGUUUUAUACGUUGAUAAUGCACGGUGGGAUAGUGUGCCUUUUCUUAUUAACGCUGGCAGGGGGCUCAAAAAGAACAGAGUCGAAAUUCGUAUACAAUUUCGUCGUGUUCCUGGAAACCUUUAUAAUAAAGAUGGAGGGCAUAUGCAAAAUCUUGCCACUAAUGAGCUAAUUCUGCGUGAUGUGCCUGAUGAGGCCAUACUCGUCAGAAUCAACAAUAAAAUUCCAGGAUUAGGCAUGAACUUGGAGGCUUCUGAGUUGAACUUACUUUAUAAGGACAAGUACAACGUUGAGAUAACCGAUUCUUAUGAGCAACUUCUUCACGAUGUAAUAGAUGGAGACAACCAUUUAUUCAUGAGAAGUGAUGAGGUUGAAGCUGCGUGGAACAUUUUAUCUCCAGUUUUAAGUGAGUUGGACAACAACAAUGUAACACUUGAACGAUACAACUUCGGUAGCAAAGGUCCAGAUAAAGCUGUUAAUCUCUGGGCUAAACAUGGGGUCCAAUGGUUGGAUGAUUAGCAAAUUUCCUAUCAAACCAUCAUACAAACAUUGAAAUUCAUAAAGAAGGAACUAUUAGGAGUCCACUCUCUCCAUACUUGGUCUUCAUGGUCAUUGAUUGAGAUGGAAUNCCA